Myxocyprinus asiaticus (Chinese sucker) is the source of this 4988-nucleotide messenger RNA. RefSeq names its product hsp90 co-chaperone Cdc37-like 1. Lineage: Eukaryota; Metazoa; Chordata; Actinopteri; Cypriniformes; Catostomidae. Gene Ontology annotation, molecular function: heat shock protein binding; protein-folding chaperone binding. The transcript is spliced from 8 exons. Gene Ontology annotation, cellular component: cytoplasm. Bases 1872 to 2837 code for a protein of 321 amino acids. Gene Ontology annotation, biological process: protein stabilization; protein folding. The record is from RefSeq and is a predicted model, not a curated record.
GGAAGUUGUCAUAAGCAGCUAAAAGGAGCUGCAGAUCAGGACUGCUGAUUGUAAAACCUGAAAAUAACUCUCUAUGCUUGCUGUGACGAAUCGGAUCAAACGCUAUAUAAACACCUGAACCCGGAGAGAAGCUUCAAGACAGAGUUUAAGUAGCGGCAUGGAGGGGUUUGGAGGCGGUGUGUUUCACAAUGAACAGGACCGAAAUGAAAACAUGAACCGCACACACCCACACGAGAAAGGGUCGUUUUUGGUGCUGCUUCUCCUUUAAGACUUGACAGUAAACGCCCACUGUUAUGAUUGGCUCUUGACUGACCUGCUCUCUCAUUGCCAUCUCACUGCUCACCGCUAGUGGGCGGGUCUACAGAAGUGAUAAGGUAAAGUAGGUAUUGAUGUGUUGUUGUGGAGGCGGUCAGAUGCAAAUGUCUAUCACAGUGUGACAUCACAAUGUGGAGGAAGUAGAGAAUGAGUUGUUUUGGCAGCUUGGUUUCAACAAAUGCUCGUUUUGCAGUGAGGAGGAAGUUUUGUGUUCUGAAAUUUACAGUAUGUUGUAUAGCACAUUGACCUCUUAAAUGUCAAAAGAUCAAGGGAAAUUUUAUUCCACAUGUCAUGACCCCUUUAAUAGAAGUCAUCAGCUGCUUAAUGUUGAACUGCAGAAGGUAAAUUGUCUCAUAUAGAAACAACACUAUCGGGUGAUUCUCACAAAACCUGUAAAAAUGGUCCUAUCUUACACCACAAAUCAAAAGAAACCCCAAUUCUCAUUACCGCAAUAUGUAAAAAAAAAAACAACAAUAUAUUAUUGAAAUUUUAAAGAAUUUAUACAUCAUAAUAGUACGUACUUAUUGCCUUUCAUUUUUACUGAUUUUAAUCAAGAAAAUCAUUGUACGGGGGCCUGGGUAGCUCAGCGAGUAAAGACACUGACUACCACCCUUGGAGUUCGAAUCCAGGGUGUGCUGAGUUACUUCAGCCAGGUCUCCUAAGCAACCAAAUUGGCCCGGUUGCUAGGGAGGGUAGAGUCACAUGGGGUAACCUCCUCGUGAUCGCUAUAAUGUGGUUCUCGCUCUUUGUGGGGCACGUGGUUGGUUGUGCGUGGGUGCCACGGAGAAUAGCACGAAGCCUCUACAUGCACUGUGUCUCCGCGGUAAGAUGCGUGGAUUGACAGUCUCAGACGUGGAGGCAACUGAGAUUUGUCCUCCGCCACCUGGAUUGAGGCGAGUCACUAUGCCAACACGAGGACUUAAGAGCACAUUGGGAAUUGGGCAUUCCGAAAAGGGGAGAGAAAAAAAAAAGAGAAAAUCAUUGUACAACUGCAUUUUUUUUGUAAUACAGUUAAAACAUAACCUUGUUACAGUAAUGAGAAUCAUCAUUGAAAACAAUUGGAAUAGUAAAAAAAAAAUUCCGAACGCGUUGUGGUAAUGAGAAUUGGUGGUAAAAUGUGCUUAAGAGUCCUGAAAACAAUUUCCCAAUGCAAAAAAUAUUAUUGCUCCUAAAUCUAGGCUUCAUUUUCCUUAUGCAAAAUAAAAUUUAGUAUUUUUUCGUGUUGAUUUGGGAUUAAAUAUGAUUAGGAUAUUUUUUGGGUUUUGUGAAAAUAAAUGAAAAUCCACCCCAGCAAUCUUUGUAUAAUAUUUUUAAAUCCUUAGCCUGCAAUUAUAACCAACUGGAAAGGUAAUGAAAAAGUCAAAAAGUGUGGAAAUCCAGAAAGUUGUAAUGUGACUAUCACUGUGGACUGGAACGGUUACAAAAAUGGAGCAUAAUUCUUUGCCCAGACUAGCAAUAUAUGAAAAUUAGUUUCAUAUACAGACUGUAAUAUUUUUUUUCUUAGACAUUGUGACUGAUUCUAUCUCUGUGGCCCAUCACAGUCCAGUGCGGAGAGCAUGGCGUCUCUGUGCCAGCAUCAGCAGCACUGUGUGAAGGCCUCAAUCAGGUCACAGUGGCAGCUGGCAGAGGCACAGAACCAGCUGUGCGGUCUGGAGCUUCACAGCUCGGAAUCUGUAGAGCAGGAGCAUGCUCGAGCCCUCGCCUCAUCCACUGAACUCUCACAGACCGAAAAGGAGUGGAGGCAUAAAGAGAGCAUGCUGGGAAGGAGCCCAAUGCUGUGUCCAGAUGCCAGCCGAGAUGUGUUCAACAAGAGUAUCAUAAACAAUUCACAGUUUUGGCCUAAUGAAACGGAUCAUGAUAAAAGCUUAACCUUCGUCCAACGUAAUGAAGAGCUCUUGAAACAUUUGGGCAUGUUGAGGAGGUGGGAUGAUAGUCAGCGCUUUCUAUCGGAGUACCACCAUCUCAUCUGUGAAGAAACAGCCAAUUACUUGAUCCUGUGGUGCUUCCGACUACAGGCAGAGCAAAAAGAGGCCUUAAUGGAGCAGGUGGCUCAUCAGGCAGUCGUCAUGCAGUUUAUCCUGGAGAUGGCUCGAAAUGCUCAGCAGGAUCCACGAGGCUGCUUCCGUCAGUUCUUUCAGAAAGCCAAAGCAGGGCAAGAGGGAUACUUGGACGUCUUCCACACAGAACUCGAGGCCUUUAAGCAGAGAGUAAAGGAGUACACUAUGAAAUCUAAAGGAGAAAUCCCAAAGGAGACAACACACCUAAAUACACCGGCAGGCUGUCGACUCGACCCCAAAGAGGUCCUGGAUUCUUUGCCACCGGAGCUGAAAACAUGCAUCCAGAUGCAAGAUAUGCAGAUUCUUCAGAAUGUUCUGAGCACCAUGAACCCACAGGUAACACAGGUGGCAGAAUAUCAUGUGAAGCGUUGCUUGGAAGCUGGACUUUGGACAAAUACACCCAGAGCCUCUAAAGAGGAGAGUUCAGAAACAGACGAGUGGAGAAUGAUGGAGAUCUCGCAGUGAAAAGACACUCCCAAUCAGUCCAUGAAACUUCAGUAGGAAACCAGCUUUGGGUCAGAGGACAGGAAGACAAAGGGCUCUGCUCAAAGACUUUUGUUUAAUCCGUGCCUGAAUGUGUGCUGCACUUUAUUUUUGUUUAAAAGAGAAAGUAUUUUAAAAAAGGACAAGGAACUGUAUUUUGGGGCACUUAUAUUUUUGUGCACAAUUUUUGUUACAUUUAAGUUGAAAAAAAAAAAAAUAUUUCUGUUUUAACAGUUUAGGAAAGUGAGACACGCUCUAAGCAGAAGUGCAAAUAGUUCUCCCAUGAAGAGUGUAAACCUAUUCUUUGUUUGAACAUUUUAUCAAAUGGCAGUUUUUAUAUUCCACCAUUGGAUUAUGAUCAACAUGUCCACUAAACAUUCAACUGUAGCUCCUAUCUGGAAACUGUUGCAUGUGUCACACACGCAUUGACGCAGUAGAUUACAGUCGGCAUCCUGCAGAUAGGCUAACGACACUAAAGCGAAGGAGGACCACCCACUUUGCUUGCAUUCUCUGAGAAGCAUUUGUAAGAAUUUUAUGAUGUUCCAAUGAUUUGAAAAGAUGCGAUAUUUAAAGGAAAAGUUCUCCCCAAAAAUGAAAAUUCUGUCAUUUACUCCCCCUCUUAUAUAUUCCAAACCUGCAUGACUUUCUUUCGUGGAACUAUUGUAAAUGCUUUAAAGCCGUAUUAAAGCUUUGUGUGAGGAACAGACUGAAAUUUGGAAAUUUAAGUCGUUAUUCACUGAAAAUCUUCCCCUCCGUCUUAGCUCUCAAAUCUCAUUUGCACUUCCGCAUAUUCAAACUUUGCAUGUCAAGACACGUCACGCCAGGUUCAACGGCAGUGAUGCCAAAUGUCAGUGGUUUUUGUAUGUCUCGUAACCGAAUGCAUUGAGGCAAGUUUGAAAAUAAAGCGCAAAUACGAUUUCGGAGGGUACGAAUUAUUUUAUUUUGGUAUGUUGCUAUCGUAUGGCUUUGAAAGACUUUGAAUAUAAUCCAUAAGUCGUAUGGACUCCUUUUAUAGCAUUUUAGAAUGGUUUAGCUUGUUUUUGUGUCAUUUUAUGGAAAAAGCAGUGUGAACAUUCUUUAAAAUGUAUUUUCAUUUUGCGUUCUAUGGAAGAAAAAGUUAUGUGGGUUUGGGACGAUUUGAGGGUGAGUUAUUGAUGACCGAAUUUUCCCUUUUAGGUGAACUAUUUCUAAUCAAAGGAAUAUUCCGGGUUCAAUACAAGUUAAGCUCAAGCAACAGCAUCUGUGGCAUAAAUGUGAUUACCACAAAAAAUUAUUUCUACUCAUCCCUAAUUUUAUUAAAUAUAAUUUUAUAAAAGCACUUGCAUUAAUUCUUCUUUUAAAACUUGUGUAUUAUUUGAGCUGUAAAGUUGUUUAAAUCAUAAUUUUUACAGUCAUUUUAGGGUUUGUUGACGUACAUCAUCAUGUCAACGAAGUUGUAAAAUUAGCUGUAACUUUACACAGAAAAGUUAGUAAAAGAUUAUCAUUAUUAAAAUCAUGUUUACAUGCAUAUUGUUUGUCUUUUGGCUAUACUUUUUAAACCGUGGGUAUUUUACAGAUUGGCUCCAUUCACUUCCAUUGUGAGUGCCUCAUUGUAAACCCAGGUUUUUGCUUUUGUUUAAAGAAAAGUAGGGAUGAAGUAGAAAUGAACUUUUGUGAUAAUCUGCAUUAUGCCACAAAUGCUGUUGAUUGAGCUAAACUUAUAUUGAACCCGGAACAUUCCUUUAAGUUUCUUUUGAUUACACUGAAAGAGAUUGAAUACAUAUUCACUAGAUCAAACUGUAAACCAAAUACUCAAGGCUGUUGAGUUUUAAGAUAAUGGAGAUACAUGGUGUUGAUCUGUCUUUUGGUCUUUAUUAAUAUCACCUUUCAUGUUAAGAAUACAACUUUAAGAAAUGCCAUUUUGCCUCGCCAUCAUUUUAGGCCAGUAACAAAUUGAAUUACAUUAAUUGCAAUAAUUGUAUUGAAACCUCCAGCUGCGUAACUCAUUGAGCCAGUCUACAUUGCCUGUUUCUGCACACAGAGCAUAUACAGCAAACCAAGAAAUUAUGUAACUGUAAAUUAUGGGUUGAUAAUAUUGUGAAAGUCUUUGCAAUCCGAACAAUAUCCUAAACCAAUUAAACCUUUAGAACAAUU